AUGGAGAUCGACGAAUGCCCAGCAAUAAAGCCGGAGGGCCAGUCCGCUUCGGAAGGUGCAGUACGACAUGAUGAAACUACGAGCGCACCGGCCAAAAGAACUUCAUCUCCCUCCUGUUUUCUAUCCGGUGUAAAGUGUCAUCUACACAGACCACCUGGCGCAGGGAACGAGGACUUUGUCAUGCGUGAUAGAAAUCAUGCGUUUCACUCCGUAGUAGACAUGUGCGCAUGACAGGUUGAGUUGGUCGUCGUCGUAAAGGCUUUCUUUACACAUGUUGAUAGUUUCACUACAUCCUCCAGGCGACGCCAGCGGGGAUCGGCGGUGGUGGAUCACCAGCUGCAAUGGUUGCAGCUCAACAUCAUAUGAAGCGAUCUCGUUCGGCGGGAAGGUCGACUUCAUCUGCAGGUUCCGAAAACAAAAACUUCUCUGCGGCCGCACAACUUCUAGUUGGCGUUGGAUCUGCUCAAGUAGAACCGGGAGCAGGAGAAGUGGAUGAAAGUAGAACCCUACCGCGAGAAGAAAAGUACAUUUCGCCAGAAAAAGUUCUCACACCGGGUUUGCAACCUCCGUGGCUGAUGACUUCUUCCAGGAGCCCGGUAGAUGAGCAGAUGGAGAACUGUUUUAAUAAAGGCGGCGAAUCUAGUACUGAUGCGCAGGAGAUUCUUGCGCAGGAUGUCGAUAAGCCGCGGUCUUCAGGAUCACAGGACUCGGUGGACGACUGCUCACGAUUCUCACAGCCUGGUGAUGCUCGUACUCCGAGCGAGCACGAGAUGGGGACUACGGGGAGUCGUAGUCGACCACACGCAGAAGAUGCUGCUAACAGGGCAAAAAGCAGGGAAAAGAUGAAGACAACCUCCAGUGGCCUCACAACUCGCAAUCCAAUUUCCCCCGUUCUCCGCGACGAGGAUUACACACCGCAAGACACGCCGACCCCGCCGGUUGCGCAGUGGCCGCCGGGGCCAGCACGGGCAAAUGAUGGCUCGAGAAGCAACUCUCCUGAGAAUGGUGGUCGUGGUACGCAAGGAAACCCCGACCCGAUGGGCUCCUCGCCCAGAACAGGUACAAGAGCCUCGUCUUCGCCUUCCGCCGCCGAUCGAAAUAGGGACCAACGUGGCACCAGCUACGGCCGACGCGGACACAAUGGCAGCUCAAGUUCUACAUCGACUACAGCUGUUCCGUGUUCACCGGUCGAGCCACAAAUUGGCCCGCACUACAACCAGGAGGACACAAGUACUUCUAGCCCUCGUCAAGAACAACAGCCACAGCCACACGGCAACCUGCGGCGGCCGCAAGAGGAGCGGCUUCUGACUGCAACUACCGGUGGCAUCAACGCUCCCGCUUCUAGUGGUGGCCCACCGGCCGGGAAACAUGAACUCGACCAAAUCACCUGCAUCCUCUCGGCGCACCGAAGCCGGCGCCGCCAGGCGUUGUUGAGCCGAACAGUCGCCGGGCAGCAUCGGAUUUUGCUGGAGCAGCGCGCUGCCACUGCUACGGGGGCCUCUUCAUCUACAGCAGGAAAAAGGAAAAAUGGGAACAAUCGUCCUCCAACAGCUCCUUCUACGGGCGGAAUAAACGCAAGUGGCGGAAGGGCCACAAGUGCAUGGGACCACGCGGCCCAGGAGUCGUGGCUGAGCUCACUAUCAAAUGCAAAUAUGUCUGGGUCUGGACGAAUGCGGAAGUUUGUCAUGCAGGUUUUGCGUGACCCAGAAGGUCUGGUAUGUAAGUCCUAGCAUGACACGUCUUGUUGAGAUGAAUGUGUCUCAAUGCCUAAUCCGCAUGACAAACUCCUUCUUUUGGUGCCAAGUUUUGGGCGGCGUUUGCUGUUCAUGCAUGACAGAUCUUUGUGUUGUGUGAAAUGUGCAUCACAAGUUGAUGCACCAUCCUUUCAGACCCGGACAUAUUUGCAAUGCAUACUCAGCCCCGUCGGACGAAACACAGCCCGUACGGAACUCUUCGGGCCGGAGAAAUACAAAUAGCAGAAGGGUCGCUGGCCGAGAGAACGUCGGACCAGAUGGCGCCACCAGACAGCGCCGGCGGGACCGACUGUAUCAAUGCGUGUCCAGUCUGCUCGGGGGCGGGUGUCGGUGAAGGAAUGAAUUAGUAGAAUCAGUAACUUCUACUUCAACUUCUGCAUCUGGUAUAACACGAACGACGUCGUUACAACGGCUCCUGCAGGAAGACAAAGUGCUGGUGAAAGGCACCAUUUUUGCAAUUCAAUUUUGCCAUUUUUUGAGAAACCAGUUAGAAUGCCCUUUUACGUGUCGUGUUUUUGCUGGAGCAAGAGGAUACACUUUCUGUCAAAACCUGAAGAUUCUGAUUUUCUGCAACAUGCAUUUUUUUGUGGAGCUCCGAUUAAGUAGUUUUUUGACGCGAGACCAAGAUGUUAGCGACCCUGUGCACCGUUCUUGCCGUGGAAGCGGUCAAGUAUUGACGAAUGCACAUGGUAGCCGUAGCGGGCCUCGUGCAGCCUUCUUUUUUCUGCGAAACAAAUUUACAUCUAUACUAUGCAUCUGUAGAUGAUUUGCAGCAUUACAAUAUUCUUUCCUUUCCUUAUCUUUUGUUCCCUUUCCCAUUUUUGAGAUUACAGUAGGUAUUUCCGGUUGUUGGGUUCAAUCUUUAUUUCUUCGAGAAUACAUGAGUACAAGCUGUAGUGUCAGAUAAGAGGGGACGACGGUUGUGGAUUUCUCUUUUUUCAUCUUCUCCACCCUGUCCCGCAAUCGAACCCACAAGCUAACUCACGGUCCGUGACGACGCUGUGCUGAUACUGCAUUCUGAGCUCGGACGAUCUUGUCUUCUUUCAAUGUGUUCGAGAUCCUCAACGUCA
Molecule: messenger RNA, 2824 nt
Organism: Amoebophrya sp. A120
Lineage: Eukaryota; Dinophyceae; Syndiniales; Amoebophryaceae
Source: the annotation of a GenBank genome assembly